Messenger RNA from Vicia faba (fava bean), 273 nucleotides. The record is from the annotation of a GenBank genome assembly. Lineage: Eukaryota; Viridiplantae; Streptophyta; Magnoliopsida; Fabales; Fabaceae.
AUGCGAUCUGGCGGUUGUCGCGGUGUUGCAGUUGGGGUUGUUGAUGAUGGUAUGGGGCAACCGACGAUGGAGACAGAGGGAGUUGGUGGCCGUUCUUUUGAUGCAGUCGAUAAGUUUGGCGGUGUCGGUUUCACACGGAAAGAAGCGGAAGUGUUUGUGUCGCUGUGGGAAGAGGCUUGGUGGCUGCGAACGACGGAGAAACUUGUAGAUCCGUCAGAGGAAGACGAUUGGUUAUGUCGUGUCGAGACUGUUGAUGUCUCACGUUGGCUUUAG